GUUCUCGUGGCAGAAGCGGGGAGACAUGGCUAAUUAGCUAAGCAGUGGGGGAAAUAUUUACGAUUCCUGCUUUUUCCGGAUGAGUUUUGUCACUCUAUGCAAUUUUAGUUUUGAAUUAUAAGAAAAUACGCUUUACACAGCCAUGCGGCGAAAUAAGGCCGAAGUGGACGAAUAUAUUAAUUCAGUAGAGAGUUCCUCUCCUUCACUCAAAGAGAAACCAAUUAAAGGAUUUUUAUUUGCUAGAUUAUACUUCGAGGCUAAGGAGUAUGAACUUGCUAAAAGACAUGUAUCAGCAUAUUUGAAGGUGGCGGAAAGAGACCCCAAAGCACACAAGUUCCUGGGCAAACUUUAUGAGAGGGAAGGAGAUAUCAACAAGGCCAUAGGAUGUUACAAGCGGUCUGUGGACCUGAACCCACCCCAGAGGGACCUGGUUUUGAAGGUGGCUGAGCUGCUGGUCAGUAAGACCGAGAGAGACAACAGAGCAGAGUUCUGGGUGGAGAAAGCUGCCAAGCUGCUGCCUGGACACCUUGCUGUCUUCAACCUCAAGGAGCACCUACUGAAUCAACAGGGCCAGCAGGGAUGGAACCAGUUGUUUGACCUACUGCAGGCAGAGCUGGCUGUGAGGCCUGGCGAUUCCCAUAUCAACAUCAAGCUGGUUCAGUUGUUCUCCUCCGAUGGCAGGCUGGAGGAGGCUGUCAAACACUGUCUGGCCACAGAGAAGAGAGGCCUGCUUAGAUCCAGCUUGGACUGGUACUCUACUGUAGUACAUACUCUACAGGAAUCCCUAGCCCAGCCCAGUGUUUCAUCCAAUGAGAAGAUGAGUCAACAUCAGCAGAGAGAGCUACUUUUGGCCCACUGCAGCCUGCUGAGACUGACUCUGCAGGGGAAAGGACUGCAGCCUAGCAUCCAGGCCCUCUGGAGUUUUGACUGUGCGAUGCAGGGCCUGAAGAAGGCAGAGGGCAGUGUAACAGAAGAUCUGUCUGGGGUCUAUGUGGAGAUGAGGGGACAUCUGUACCUGCAUGCUGGCACUCUGCUGCUGAAGAUGGCUCAGGAGAGAGAACAGCAGUGGCGGGCUGUCAUCGAUCUGGCUGUUCUCUGCUAUCUGCUGGCCUACCAGGUCCCCAGGCCAAAGAGCAAGGUGUCUAAACGGGACCAGUCUCCUCCUCAGCCUCUGGAGCUACUGGCCAGUGACCGAAAGAGCCAGGCUGGACACAUGCUGCUCAACCUCAAGCCCGAGACACACACCUUUGUCAGAGAGGUGGUGGAGGCGUUUGGGAACCGUAGUGGUCAGGACGCUUUGUUUGAGCUUUUGUUUGGGCCUCUGGCUCCGGCCGGGACUUCCUUCAUUGGCAACGAUGACAUCCGCUCCAUCAACACACAGGCUCCAGAGAUAUCUGACCUCACCAAAUGGGAUAACGGCUCCAUCCAGCUCCAUGGUGGGGACCUCCAGCAGCUGUGUUGGCUGGGCCUCCAAUGGUCUCUCUUGGCCCAGAGGCCUGCUCUGAGGGACUGGCUCAAACAGCUGUUCCCCAGGCUCAACCUGGAGACCUCCAAACUGGACACCAACACACCAGAGUCCAUCUGCCUGCUAGACCUGGAGGUGUUCCUGUGUGGGGUGGUGUGGUGCAGUCACACCCAGCUCCAGGAAAGGGCCAGGAUCAGUUCUACUGGUCAACACGAGCCCCGCUGCCUGCCCCUGCCCCUCCUCCACCUCCUCUUCACAGACAGACAGAGGGACUGGUGGGACGCAGUCUACAGGCUCAUACACAAACGAGCUGCGCCUGGCAUGUCAGCCAAACUGAGGAUGACGGUUCAACAUGGACUAAGCACCUUGCGAGCCGGAGAGAAACAUGGCCUUCAACCAGCCCUGCCCAUACACUGGGCCCAGCACCUCAGCUCAGCGGGGUUUGGUGUGAACUCAUACUACGCCCACGAGUGCAUAAGGCGGAGUGUUCACUACUGGAACGUGGUGCUCCCCCUGCUGGACAAGAUCAAGAGGAGACGUGGCAUCCCUGGAUCCCUGGACCCCCUGUUCAUACACUUCCCCUCUAGAGACAUAGAGAUCCCAUCAGUGAAGGGCUUUGAGGAGGAGGCCAAGAUAGCAUUUGCGACCCUCCUGGACAUCGAGGGGAGGACAGAGGAGGCUAUCGCUACCCUGGAGACCAUCAACAACAUCUCGUCUAACUGGCACCUAGCUAGGAUCUUCCAGCGUCUGUCUGAGGAGGCCGGUAGCGGGGUGGAGGAGACACAGGACAGGUGCAUCAUGUUCCUCAGGAAGUUCAGAACUUACCUGUCCAAGAUCUACAACGCCAACGCUGACGACAUGGAUAAGCUGCCCGUUUCGAUGGAGGAGGUGAUGGAUCUCCUGAACGAUGUGAAACAGCAGCUGGAGGAGAGUGGAGAAGCGAUGGAUGAAGAGGAGGACGGCGGACCGGUCCACUCCAGCCUUCAGUUUACUAAGCCUGCUGCUUCAAUCUCUUGUGUCAGAUUCGCCCCAUUAACCCCCUCCCCCAGCAAGAGCUUGGCCUCUCCCUCCAAAAGACACCUGAUUUCACCAAAGACGCCACCUCAUUGGGCGGAGGACCAGAAGUCCCUCCUGCAGAUGCUCUGCCAGCAGGUGGAGAGCCUCAAGAAUGAGGUCCAUGACCUGAGGCAUCACUCAUCAGACAGCAUGGCGUCACCCCACCAAAGAAUGUAUGGAGAUGGGUACGGGGCUGAGAGCAUGCAGGAGGGCUACCCCCCAGCACAGACCUUCCAUGGAGCACCCCUCACUGUUGCCACCACACAGGCACCCUCUAUGUAUUACAAUCAAUCGCCUGCUUAUAACGCCGGACAGUAUCUCCUUCGUACGGCAGCCAAUGUUACCCCAACAAAGGCUCCUGUGUAUGGAAUCAACCGCCUGCCACCCCAGCAGCACAUGUAUGCCUACCAGCAGCCUACUAACACUCCUCCCCUGCAGUCAACACCAGCCUGCAUCUACCCUCCUCAAGAUCAGGUCUUCGGCGCCCCUCUCCGCUUCGAGUCACCAGCAACCAGUCUACUCUCCCCAUACAGUGAGGAAUACUACGGCCACUCGCAGCCCACCACAAACCCUCCCCUCCCAGAGCCUGGCUACUUCACCAAGCCCUCCAUAGUACCUGUCCAACCACCAAAGAGCAUCGAGGGGAAGCCUGUGGGCUUUGGGAAGAUCUCUUUUGGCCAGCCGAUCCCUGCUGAGCCUCCUAAGUUGCCUAGCUUUGGUGCUGGAAUAGUCGCCCAGUCCACCCCAUCAUCCGCUGCCUUUAAAUUCAACUCCAACUUUAAAUCCAAUGACGGGGACUUCACCUUCAAGUCCAAAAACAAUGAGAGCCUGUUGGGUCUUCUGACAUCAGACAUUCCAACCAAAUCUGAGGGUCCCUCAGAGGGGAAGCCCCAAGAGCCUCCUAGUCAGGGAGGGAUUUUUACCUUUGGCCCUAAAAGUGCGUCUGGGUUCUCCUUUGCUGACACAAUCCAGAUCCAGGACAAACCAAACCUGUUUGGAAAAAUUGACCAGCCAUUUAGUUUCACUGAUGUAACCCCGCCGGUAUUUGGGCUAGCAAACACAGUGAAGGAGGAGAAGGGAGCGGAGAGCAAUAACGACAGCACUCAUGUGGAGGAGGACGAGGAUGGGCCUCACUUUGAGCCUAUUGUGCCCCUCCCUGACAAAGUAGACGUGAAGACUGGAGAGGAGGAAGAGGAGGAGAUGUUCUGUAACAGGGCCAAGCUGUUCAGAUUCGAUGCAGAGACAAAAGAGUGGAGAGAGAGAGGUAUCGGCUUAGUCAAAAUCCUAAAGCACAAUAGAUCAGGAAAAGUGCGUCUGCUGAUGAGGAGGGAGCAGGUUCUGAAGAUCUGUGCUAACCACUACAUCACGCCAGAUAUGCUCCUGAAACCAAAUGCUGGAUCUGACAAGUCCUGGGUCUGGAAUGCCGUUGAUUAUGCGGAUGAGGAACCAAGGACUGAGCAACUGGCCAUCCGGUACAAAACGGAAGACGAGGCAUUGCUCUUCAAGACAAAGUUUGAAGAGGCUCAGAAGAUCGUUCUCAAAUCUCCAGAAAAGCAGCUAGAUCAGUCAUAUAGGAAAAAUAAUUUUCCUAAACUCUCUGCUCCAUUGGCGACAAACUUUGCUGCCCAGUUUGCAAAGAAGUACGGGGAGUGGGACUGCGAUGUGUGCUGUGUAAGAAAUGUUGCCAAACCCGGAGCACCCUCCCAGGCGGAGGCCGACRGKGAGGUGGAAGUGGUGUAUGUGAGGCAGCCAACAGUUGAGCAGGCUCUUCUGGCCAGGGAACUCCUGCUGCCUCUCACCUUCUUCUGCUACCAGAACGAACCAGGAUAUASCAGCRACGCCCAGACAGAUGAUGAGGACUUUGAGACAGCAGUUAAAGCCCUGAAUGGAAAACUGUACCAGGAUCCUCCUGAGAGAGAAGCUGCAAGUGCAGGUUCUGCAGGCCAGGCGGACGCAGGUGUUCAGGGUCUGGACCUGGAGCUUGAGGUGGUAUGGGAGAAGAGGCCUACUCCAGAGCAGGAACAGAAAGCCAGGACCCUGCAGCUGCCUUCAACCUUCUUCUGUGGUGUAGGCAGCGAUAGCGAGGCAGAGAAGGACAAGCCAGAGGAUUUUGAGACAGAGCUUCGCAAAGCACAGGAGGCUCUGGAUGCUGAGAGAAGCUCAGACCCUGUUUCAUCUGAGGCUGUGUCCUCUAGCACCGGCGAUACUGUGCCAGAACAACAGGUCCCAGACCAGUCCCCCAGCAGCCAGGAACAGGCUUCAGAUCAGUCUGAGGCAGAAGUCCAGUCCACUACAGCAGAAGAACAGGUCCCAGAUCAGUCCUUAACCAUACAGGAGGCUGAAAUCCCAACCCCAGGUAGCCAGGAACAGGCCACAGAACAGUUGGUUACCAUCCCAGAGCAGAAGUCCAUCCUUACAGAGAUAACAUUCCCAAUCAGUCCCUUAACCAUACAGAGGCGAAUCCCAACCCCAGGUAGCCAGGAACAGGCCACAGAACAGUCAGUUACCAUCCAGGAUGCUGACAUCCAAUCUUCUACAGCAGAGGAACAGGUCCCAGUUCAAUCAGUAACCAUCCAGGAGGCAGAUGUCCAGUCCUCUACAGCAGAAGAACAGGUCUCAGUUCAGUCAUUAACCAUUCAGGAGGCAGAGGUCCAGUCCACUACAAAGGAGCAGCAGACUCCAGAUCAGUUAGACUCCACUUCAACACCAUCUCAGACUGCGGUCUCCCGCAGCAGGGAGCAGGCUACCACUCCAAACCGUCCAGAAAAACCUGCUGCUAGUGCCCCAGCUUUGAUAACCCCCUCAUUUGGUUUUGGAUUUGGUGCACAGUUUGGCAAAAAGCCAGGGCAGUGGGAGUGUAACAUGUGUCUUGUUAGAAAUGAGGAGUCUGCAAGCAGUUGUGUUUCUUGUCAAACUCUAAACGAGCAGGCUCCAGAUCAGUCUACUCCUGCAGCUACCAGCAGCAGCAGCCCUAUAGACCUGUCUGCCAAGAAGACCUCUGAGCCUGGCUCCAAUACUACAUUUUCUACAACCACUACUCAGGAUGCUCCUAACUCAUUUGGCUCAUUGGGCUUCAGUGCUCUAGGAGGGGAAGGGUUCUCCUUUGCUGAUCUGGCACAGAACACUGGGGGGGAAUUUGCCUUUGGAAAACAAGAUUCCAACUUCUCGUGGGCGAACGCCGGGGCUACGUUGUUUGGAGCUGCAGCCCCAGCCAAAGCUGAGGGAGGGGAGGAGGGGAGUGAUGAAGAGGACARUAAUAAUGUGGGCAUUGACUUUGAACCCAUAGUCUCUCUACCAGAGGUGGAGACUAAGUCAGGGGAGGAGGAUGAGGAGAUCCUGUUUAAGGAGCGUACCAAGCUGUACCGCUGGGAGAGAGACCUGGGCCAGUGGAAGGAGAGGGGUGUGGGAGACAUCAAGAUCCUCUUCCACCCCGAUAAGAGGUUCUACCGGGUGCUGAUGAGGAGGGAGCAGGUGCUGAAGGUCUGUGCCAAUCACACCAUCUGUCAGAGCAUGGAGCUCAAACCCAUGAACACCUCUAACCAAGCCCUAGUCUGGACAGCUACUGACUUUUCAGAGGGUGAGGGUAAGGUGGAACAGUUGGCAGCCAAGUUUAAGACCGCGGAGCUGGCCGAGUGUUUCAGGAAGACCUUCUGUGAGUGUCAGAGUCGUAUGAGCCAAUCAGAGGCCUCGUCCCUCUCCUCCCCCCAGCUGUCCAGGGUACAGGAACAUUCCAGAGACGCCAAUCCCCAGGUGUACCUCUCUAUCUCCGCUGACGACGAGCCCCUGGGAACGGUCACCAUAGAACUGUUCUCUCACAUCGUCCCCAAGACAGCUGAGAACUUCAGAGCGCUGUGUACAGGACAGAACGGCUUCGGGCUGCGCAACUCUGUCUUCCACAGGGUCGUACCGGACUUCAUGUGUCAGGGUGGAGACAUCACCAACCAGGAUGGGACAGGAGGGAAAUCCAUCUACGGGGACAAGUUUGAGGAUGAGAACUUUGACGUGCGCCACACAGGCCCGGGGCUGCUGUCCAUGGCCAACCACGGCCGAGACACCAACAACUCCCAGUUCUUCAUUACCAUGAAGAAGGCUGAGCACUUGGACUUCAAACACGUGGCCUUUGGCUUUGUCAGAGAGGGCAUGGAUGUGGUCCGCAGCAUGGGAGAGCUGGGCACAAAGACUGGCAAACCCAGCAAGAAGAUUGUCGUCACCGAAUACUUUGCUGCUCAGCCUGUUGAUGUGUUAACUAUAAUGGCAGAUGCAAUGGACUUGAUAAAUUGUUCAAUUUGUCUGGAACUACUGAAAGAUCCGGUGGCUAUUCCCUGUGGACACAACUAUUGUAUGGGCUGUAUUGAGGACUGCUGGGAUCAGGAUGAUCUGAACGGUGUCUACCACUGUCCACUGUGUAGAAAGACCUUUUCCCCGAGGCCUGUUUUGAACAAAAAUACUCUACUGAUUGAAUUGGUGGAGAAACUGAAGAAUACAGGACUACAUGUUGCUUCUCCUGCUCACUGUUAUGCUGAACCUGGAGAUGUGGAGUGUGAUUUCUGCACUGGGAGAAAACUAAAAUCUGUGAAAUCCUGUCUGGUGUGUCUGGCCUCUUACUGCGAGACUCAUCUACAGCCUCAUUAUGAAGUAGCUCCAUUAAAGAAGCACAAGCUGGUCAAAGCAUCCACACAACUACAUGAGAAGAUCUGCUCUCAUCAUGAUAAACUGCUGGAGGUUUACUGCCGUACCGAUCAGCAGUGUAUCUGUUAUCUUUGUACAGUGGAUGAACAUAAAGGCCAUGAUACAGUGUCAGCUGCAGCAGAAAGAACUGAAAAACAGAAACAGUUGGAUGAGAAACAGCAGAUAUUAAAGCAGAGAAUCCAGAAGACAGAGAUGGGGGUGUUGGGGGCGAGACAGUCUAUACAGUUUGUCAAGAGCUCUGCACAGGCAGCAGUGGAGGACAGUGAGAGGAUCUUUCCUGAGCUUAUCCGCUCCAUUGAGAGAAGGAGCUCUAAGGUGAAGCAGCUGAUCAAAGCCAAGGAGAUGGCUGAAGUCUGUCGGACUGAAGGACACCUGAAGCAACUGGAGCAGGAGGUGGUUGAGCUGAGGAGGAAAGACGCUGAGCUGGAGCAGCUCUCACACACAGAGGAUCACAUCCAUUUCCUCAAGAGUUUCCAGUCUUUCUCUGUCCCGCCGGGAAUUGAGGGCUUACCCAGCACUUUUAACCCUCAUGUCUCCAUUGAGGAUGUCAAGAAGUCACUCUCCGAACUACAAGACCGAAUGGAGAAUGUAUUCAAUGAGGAAAUGGUAAAGAUAUCUAGAAAAGUUGGAUAUGCCUUUUUAGCCAGUAGCCCAAUGAGGAAAAUCCUCUUCUGCUUGGGAGAAUGCACCUCUGGCUUCAGCUUCCAACCAGUUAUCAGUCCAUCCAAGUCCCUGGCCAAGCUGAACCAGAUCAGGGUGUCUGUGGACGAGGACCAGGACGUGACCCAAGAGAAUGACAAACAGGCUACUAAAACCAAAGUCUUUACUGGUAGGUCAGCUUCAGUGGGAGGAUUUACUUUUAGAUUUGGGGCCGACUCUCAGCCCACCCCCAACCCUCCCAUCCCUGAGUCUGGCUACUUCACCAAGCCCUUCGUCGUACCUGUCCAAACACCUAAAAGCAUUGAGCGAAAGCCUGUGGACUUUGGGAAGAUGUCUUUUGGCCAGCCGAUCCCUGCUGAGCAUCCUAAAGUGCUUAGCUUUGGUGCUGAAAUAGUCGCCCAGUCCACUCCAUCAUCAGCUGCCUUUAAAAUCAACUCCAACUUUAAAUCCAAUGACGGGGACUUCACCUUCAAGUCCAAAAACAGUGAGAGCCUGUUGAGGCUUCUGACAUCAGACAUUCCCACCAAAUCAGAGGUCCCCUCAGAGGGGAAGCCCCAAUAUCCUCCCAGCCUGGGAGGGAUACUUACCUUUGGCACUAAAAGCGCUCUUGGGUUCUCCUUUAAUGACGCAAUCCAGAUCCAGGACAAACCAAACCUGUUUGGAAAAAUUGACCAGCCAUUUAGUUUCUUUGAUGUAACCCCGCCGGUAUUUGGGCUAGCAAACACAGCGAAGGAGGAGAAGGGAGCAGAGAGCAAUAACGACAGCACUCAUGUGGAGGAGGACGAGGAUGGGCCUCACUUUGAGCCUAUUGUGCCCCUCCCUGACAAAGUAGACAUGAAGACUGGAGAGGAGGAAGAGGAGGAGAUGUUCUGUAACAGGGCCAAGCUGUUCAGAUUCGAUGCAGAGACAAAAGAGUGGAGAGAGAGAGGUAUCGGCUUAGUCAAAAUCCUAAAGCACAAUAGAUCAGGAAAAGUGCGUCUGCUGAUGAGGAGGGAGCAGGUUCUGAAGAUCUGUGCUAACCACUACAUCACGCCAGAUAUGCUCCUGAAACCAAAUGCUGGAUCUGACAAGUCCUGGGUCUGGAAUGCCGUUGAUUAUGCGGAUGAGGAACCAAGGACUGAGCAACUGGCCAUCCGGUACAAAACGGAAGACGAGGCAUUGCUCUUCAAGACAAAGUUUGAAGAGGCUCAGAAGAUCGUUCUCAAAUCUCCAGAAAAGCAGCUAGAUCAGUCAUAUAGGAAAAAUAAUUUUCCUAAACUCUCUGCUCCAUUGGCGACAAACUUUGCUGCCCAGUUUGCAAAGAAGUACGGGGAGUGGGACUGCGAUGUGUGCUGUGUAAGAAAUGUAGCUAAAGUUAUGCAGUGUGUUGCCUGCCAGACUGCCAACCCUAAUGCCCCAUCAAAGCCGGACAGCGCAACGGCUACUGACAUCAAAGGCUUUACUAGUGGGGCAGCUUCAGUGGGAGGAUUUACUUUUGGAUUUGGAGCUGACUCGUCAAAAGACACCAGCAGCGCAGGAUCUAUUGGAAAAGGAUUUGGGUCUUUUGGAGCUCAGAUACCCUCCUCCUUUACGUUUGGAACCAGUGGCACCACUUAUAUACCUGCUGCUGGUUUUGGUGCCCAGUUUGGAAAGAAGUACGGGGAGUGGGACUGCGAUGUGUGCUGUGUAAGAAAUGCAGCUAAAGUUAUGCAGUGUGUUGCCUGCCAGACUGCCAACCCUAAUGCCCCAUCAAAGCCGGACAGCGCACCGGCUACUGACAUCAAAGGCUUUACUAGUGGGGCAGCUUCAGUGGGAGGAUUUACUUUUGGAUUUGGAGCUGACUCGUCAAAAGACACCAGCAGCGCAGGAUCUAUUGGAAAAGGAUUUGGGUCUUUUGGAGCUCAGAUACCCUCCUCCUUUAUGUUUGGAACCAGUGGCACCACUUAUAUACCUGCUGCUGGUUUUGGUGCCCAGUUUGGAAAGAAGCAAGAAACCACAAAAGUAGCAGCAGAAUCAAAGKCCUCAACCAUGCCAUUUGGCUCUGGAUUUGGUGUGCAGUUCAGCAAAAGGGCAGGGCAAUGGGACUGUGAUACAUGCGCUUUAAGAAAUGAGGCAUUUGCAAACAGUUGUCUCUCUUGUCAAACUCCUAACCCUUCAGGAAAACCUGCUGCUGGUGCCCCAGCUUUGGCAACCCUCUCAAUUGGGUCUGGAUUUGGUGCACAGUUUGGCAAAAAACCAGGGCAGUGGGAGUGUGACACGUGUCUUGUUAGAAAUGAAGAGUCUGCUAGCAGUUGUGUUUCUUGUCAAACUCCAAACCCUGUAGCCAAAACAGAUGUAGAUGGAGCAGCAGAAUCAAAGCCCUCAACCAUGUCAUUUGGUGCCRCGGGUUUGGCAACCCUCUCAACUCGGUCUGGAUUUGGUGCCCAAUUCAGCAAAAAYCRAGGGCAYUGGGACUGUGAUYCAUGCGUUGUAAGAAACGAGGCUUCUUCAAGCAGUUGUGUUUCUUGUCAAACUCCUAACCCUUCAGCAAAAUCAACAGUAGAGGUAGCACCAACAACAAAGCCAACAGUGUCAGACUUUGGUGCUGCUUUMUCAAGGAAGGAUGUACAAUGGGACUGUGACACUUGUCUAGUGAGGAAUGAUGCAUCUGCCUCUAAGUGUGUUUCCUGCCAGACACCCAACCCCAAUGCUAGCAGCUCCUCUCURAGGGCCAUGUUUGCCAGGCAGGAGGGAGAGUGGGACUGUGACYCAUGUCUAGUCAGAAACAACGACUCUGCUAGUCAAUGUGUCUCCUGMCAGAUGCCCAAACCCAAUGUUAAGAGCAUAMCCACAGCCGCCACUUCCAGCUCAUCCURCAGCUUUAACUUCGGGUGUCGGACUGCCUCUACUCAACCCACAGGCGCUGGGUUUAAAGCGAACUUCAACGGUGACAGCUCUUUGCAGUUUGGCACAGGCAAAGUUGAUAAAAGUUCCCCUGCAUCCUUCAAGUUUGAGACCCCUCAGGCUGAAAGCAGUACCCCCAGUGCUGCAGGCUUCUCUUUCACCAUGCCCAUCCCAGCAGGUGGRUUUAAGUUUGGCACUCAGGAAACUGCAAAGGAAACGCUACCAGCUGAAACUCAGACUCCUGCUUCAGGGUCUGRGUCAAUGUUCCUGAAGAAUAUUGCAGAGCAGCACAGAGAGAAAGAGAAGGAAUCUGGUGUCAGUGUAUAUGCAUCAGUGCUGUCAGUGGACAAGACAGGUCAGGAUGAAAAUCCCKUCUUCACUGGCAAACCCAACGACUUCAGUUUUGCAGACUUGGCUAAAAACRCACAAGGYGACUUCCAGUUUGGUCAGACUGACUCCAAUUUCAAAGGCUUCACCRGCGCUGGUGAGCAGCUYUUCACAUCCCUUCAGUCAAACCAGAGGGCAGACACCUCAGCUGACCAGGAUGAAGAGGACAUAUACAAGACAGAGGAUAAUGACGAUAUCCAGUUUGAGCCUGUGGUCCAGAUGCCAGAGAAAGUGGACCUGGUCACAGGAGAGYAGGACGAACAGGCCCUCUACUCCCAGAGAGUGAAGCUCUUCAGGUUUGACGGAGACAUCAGCCAGUGGAAGGAGAGGGGCGUUGGGGUCCUCAAGUUCCUGAAGAACGCCACCAAUGGCAGGCUCAGGGUGCUGAUGAYYAGAGAGCAGGUCCUGAAGGUGUGUGCCAACCACUGGAUCACCACCACCAUYAACCUGAAGCCCUUGGCUGGCUCCGACAAGGCCUGGAUGUGGCUGGCUAAUGACWURUCUGAUGGAGAUGCCAGACUGGAGCAACUCGCUGCCAAGUUUAAAACCCCUGAGCUGGCUGAGGAGUUCAAGCUGAAGUUUGAGGAGUGUCAGAMGCUCCUGUUAGACAUCCCACUGCAGACUCCUCACAAGCUUGUUGACACAGGCAGAACUGCACAUCUCAUCCAGAAGGCAGAGGAGAUGAAGUCUGGCCUGAAAGAUCUUAAAUCUUUCCUGACCGAUGACAAAACCAAGAUCAAGGAGGACGACAGCCAAGCUAACAUCACGACAGCCAGUAACACCUCUGGUCUGAAUAUCAAGCCCCACGCAGAGAACACUGGCCCUACCUUAGAAUGGGACAACUAUGACCUGAGAGAGGAGGCUCUGGACGACAGUGCUGACACCUCUGUCUACGCCUCACCCCUGGCAAGCAGCCCAAUCAGGAAGAACCUCUUCUGCUUUGGAGAAUCCACAGAGGGCUUCAACUUCAGCUUCCAGCCUGUCGUSAGUCCCGCCAAGUCGCUGGCCGAGAUGAACCAGAGCGGGGUGUCUGUGGACGAGGAGCAGGACAUUAGCCAGGAGGAGGAGCGGGACGGCCUGUACUUUGAGCCUGUGGUUCCCCUGCCAGACCUGGUGGAGAUCUCCACUGGAGAGGAGAAUGAAAAUGUGUGUUUCAGCCACAGGGCAAAGCUGUAUCGCUAUGACAAAGACCUGAAUCAGUGGAAGGAGAGGGGCAUCGGAGACCUCAAGAUACUGCAGAACUGCGAUACCAAACGAGUCAGACUCAUCAUGAGGAGAGACCAAGUCCUGAAGAUCUGCGCCAACCAUUGGGUCACACCUUCUAUGAAGUUGGAGCCCAUGAAGGGUGCUGAGAAGGCCUGGGUCUGGAGCGCUAUUGACUUUGCCGAGGUAACUAAGGGAAAUGUUGAGCAGUUAGCUGUGAGAUUCAAACUGAAGGAUGUGGCUAACUCCUUCAGAGAUAUAUUUGACCAGGCUAAAACUGCCCAGGAGAAUGAGAUUCUGGUCACUCCAAUAGCCUCCAGUGAGACCCUUACUCAGGAGGAAGCAAUAGCGACGGGGACAACAGUGUGUGGACAAGCUGAUGUGGACAUCCUGGAGGAGACCACCACAGAACGGACAGAGCUGUAUCAUGAGACUUUACACACCCCUGACUGUAAGUCCUCCACUGGCACUCCACAUAGCCCUCUCAACCUCUCCAGGAUGGUGAUGUCCCCACCCAAGUUCCUCUUUGGAACAGACUCUCUCCAGAAGUUUUUCGGCAGCAGCCCCCCGUCGUCCAAGGAGGAUAGUUCUUCAGAGAGCUCCAAGGUUAAAGACAGCGGUCGGACCUCCCAGCCUUUAACUGCAUUCAAAAUCUCAGAAAAAGGAUUGGAUUUUAGGRUUUUCAAAGAUAACCCAAAGACUUUUUGGACCAGCACCUCAUCCACCCAAUUUGAGCCCCCAGGUACUCUGUCACUACACUGUGUGUGUGCUGUGACACGUCACCUACACAGCUGUCACCUGUCUGGCCUUGCCUGGCGGAGGCGACGGGAGGUGGAAGUGGUGUAUGUGAGGAGCCAACAGUUGAGCAGCUCUUCUGGCCAGGGAACUCCUGCUGCCUCUCACUUCUUCUGCUUAGAAGAACCAGGAUAUAGCAGCAACGCCCAGACAGAUGGCCAGGCGGACGCAGGUGUUCAGGGUCUGGACCUGGAGCUUGAGGUGUAUGGGAGAAGAGCCUACUACAGAGCAGAACAGAAAGCCAGGACCCUGCAGCUCCUGUCACCUUCUCUGUGUGUAGCCAGCGAUAGCGAGCAGAGAGAGGACAAGCCAGAGGAUUUGAGACAAGAGCUCGCAAAUCACAGGAGGCUCUGUCCAACCCCAGGUAGCCAGGAACAGGCCACAGAACAGUCAGUUACCAUCCAGGAUGCUGACAUCCAAUCUUCUACAGCAGAGGAACAGGUCCCAGUUCAAUCAGUAACCAUCCAGGAGGCAGAUGUCCAGUCCUCUACAGCAGAAGAACAGGUCUCAGUUCAGUCAUUAACCAUUCAGGAGGCAGAGGUCCAGUCCACUACAAAGGAGCAGCAGACUCCAGAUCAGUUAGACUCCACUUCAACACCAUCUCAGACUGCGGUCUCCCGCAGCAGGGAGCAGGCUACCACUCCAAACCGUCCAGAAAAACCUGCUGCUAGUGCCCCAGCUUUGAUAACCCCCUCAUUUGGUUUUGGAUUUGGUGCACAGUUUGGCAAAAAGCCAGGGCAGUGGGAGUGUAACAUGUGUCUUGUUAGAAAUGAGGAGUCUGCAAGCAGUUGUGUUUCUUGUCAAACUCUAAACGAGCAGGCUCCAGAUCAGUCUACUCCUGCAGCUACCAGCAGCAGCAGCCCUAUAGACCUGUCUGCCAAGAAGACCUCUGAGCCUGGCUCCAAUACUACAUUUUCUACAACCACUACUCAGGAUGCUCCUAACUCAUUUGGCUCAUUGGGCUUCAGUGCUCUAGGAGGGGAAGGGUUCUCCUUUGCUGAUCUGGCACAGAACACUGGGGGGGAAUUUGCCUUUGGAAAACAAGAUUCCAACUUCUCGUGGGCGAACGCCGGGGCUACGUUGUUUGGAGCUGCAGCCCCAGCCAAAGCUGAGGGAGGGGAGGAGGGGAGUGAUGAAGAGGACARUAAUAAUGUGGGCAUUGACUUUGAACCCAUAGUCUCUCUACCAGAGGUGGAGACUAAGUCAGGGGAGGAGGAUGAGGAGAUCCUGUUUAAGGAGCGUACCAAGCUGUACCGCUGGGAGAGAGACCUGGGCCAGUGGAAGGAGAGGGGUGUGGGAGACAUCAAGAUCCUCUUCCACCCCGAUAAGAGGUUCUACCGGGUGCUGAUGAGGAGGYAGCAGGUGCUGAAGGUCUGUGCCAAUCACACCAUCUGUCAGAGCAUGGAGCUCAAACCCAUGAACACCUCUAACCAAGCCCUAGUCUGGACAGCUACUGACUUUUCAGAGGGUGAGGGUAAGGUGGAACAGUUGGCAGCCAAGUUUAAGACCGCGGAGCUGGCCGAGUGUUUCAGGAAGACCUUCUGUGAGUGUCAGAGUCGUAUGAGCCAAUCAGAGGCCUCGUCCCUCUCCUCCCCCCAGCUGUCCAGGGUACAGGAACAUUCCAGAGACGCCAAUCCCCAGGUGUACCUCUCUAUCUCCGCUGACGACGAGCCCCUGGGAACGGUCACCAUAGAACUGUUCUCUCACAUCGUCCCCAAGACAGCUGAGAACUUCAGAGCGCUGUGUACAGGACAGAACGGCUUCGGGCUGCGCAACUCUGUCUUCCACAGGGUCGUACCGGACUUCAUGUGUCAGGGUGGAGACAUCACCAACCAGGAUGGGACAGGAGGGAAAUCCAUCUACGGGGACAAGUUUGAGGAUGAGAACUUUGACGUGCGCCACACAGGCCCGGGGCUGCUGUCCAUGGCCAACCACGGCCGAGACACCAACAACUCCCAGUUCUUCAUUACCAUGAAGAAGGCUGAGCACUUGGACUUCAAACACGUGGCCUUUGGCUUUGUCAGAGAGGGCAUGGAUGUGGUCCGCAGCAUGGGAGAGCUGGGCACAAAGACUGGCAAACCCAGCAAGAAGAUUGUCGUCACCGAAUGUGGACAACUGUAGAGCUUCGCUCUGUUCACUGACUGUGGACAUCUCAACUGUAGGGCUGAGAUCUGGUCACUGGCUGGAUGGCUAUCGGCCUUCGCUCUGGCCAUGGACUGGACAGUGAUAGGCUUUCAAACUGUGGACAACUAUAGUAGGAAAAUCUCAAAUGAGACCCUAUACCUCAUGUAAUGUAAAACAUGUUUUUUUUUUUUACAAGAGCCCAUGUGCAGUGCACGAAGGGUUCUGGUAGUGCACUACGGGGGGAAUAGGGUGUCAUUUGAGACAGAGAUGGUCACCUUUUCAAAAGUGUUGCCCCACCCUGAGGGCAGCAUGUGACUGUGAAUCCCCAGUCUGUUUUUUUGUGUAUAAUGUACAUUAACUUUCUUUGAGAGGGGUGUUCUUUUCAUGUUUUCCAAUAAGAGUUGAAAACGCUGGUUCCUUCAUAAGCUCCCUAACUUGAUUGUUUUGUAUAAUUAAGCCUUAAUCGAGAUGAACAAGAAACCUUGUUUAAAAACCAACCUCUGUUCAUUUUGAACUACGUUCCUUUCUCCUGCUCCCUGUGAAUACUUGUAGGUGUGUUUUUGUGUAUACAUUGAUUUCAUAAUGUACAAAUCAUUGAGACUACCUUUGUCCAUUUUAAACUCUAAAGUUAGGAAUAUGAAGAACUAUAACCUACUGUGUGACACUUUGGGAGAGGGAUGACAUAAUAUCUUAUUGUUGUGGAAGAACCUUUUAUGGUAUUCUGUUGACAAAUAUCACUUGGAGUUGAAACAAUUCUUAUUGUCAAUAAAUAAAUGAUGCUGGAGAAUGUCUUUAGAAAUAAAGUUGCUUUAUACUGAUAA
Molecule: messenger RNA, 16062 nt
Organism: Salvelinus sp. IW2-2015
Lineage: Eukaryota; Metazoa; Chordata; Actinopteri; Salmoniformes; Salmonidae
Source: RefSeq, a predicted model, not a curated record